AUGCGCCUCGCCCACCUCCACCUCCCCAACAUAACCCCCUUCAGCCGAGUCGCCAACAUCCAACAAACACUGACAAGCCGACUCCUCUCACACAAAAAGCACCUCACGCCGAACCCCCCGGAUCCAACCAUAAUAACCUUCAGCCCGAAUCCCGUAUACACGACCGGCCGGCGCGACCUCCCUCCCUCCAACACCCUCAACAAUGCCAAUGCCAACACACUGUCCCUCCCACCCAGUCUCGAACCAAUCCGCCAGAUCCUAACCUCCCCGCAACCCAACACCGCUUAUGACCCUACCUCCCGGGUAGCGGAAUACCACCCCACCCUGCGCGGCGGACAAACGACCUACCACGGCCCCGGCCAGUUGGUCGCAUACACGAUUCUCGAUCUACGACGGCUGGGACUCACGCCGCGGUGUCAUAUACGGUUGUUGGAGAAUAGUGUGAUUGAUGUGUUGAGGGAGUAUGGGGUGAGGGGGAUGGUUACGGAGGAUCCGGGGGUUUGGGUGCAUGGGCGGAAACAACAUGGAGGGUCUGAGGGGGGGAAAGGUGAACUGCCGAAGAAGAUUACGGCGGUGGGGGUGCAUCUUAGGAGACAUAUUAGUAGUUAUGGGAUUGGGUUGAAUGUGACGGAGGAGCCGAUGUGGUGGUUUCGGCAGAUUGUGGCGUGUGGGUUGGAGGGGAGGGAGACGACGAGUUUGCAGGGGCUUGGGGGGGAGGGGAUUACGGUUGAGGAGGUGGCUGGGAGGUUUGUGGGGAAGUUUGUUGGGAGGGUGAAUGGGGAUUUUGCUUGUGGGGAGGGGGCGACGGGGGAGGGGAUUGAGGAGGUGUAUAGGGUGAGUGAGGAGGAUUUGUUGAGGGAGGGAACGGAGUGA
Aspergillus neoniger CBS 115656 is the source of this 873-nucleotide messenger RNA. RefSeq names its product lipoyl(octanoyl) transferase LIP2. The transcript has a single exon. Gene Ontology annotation, cellular component: mitochondrion. Gene Ontology annotation, molecular function: lipoyl(octanoyl) transferase activity. The record is from RefSeq and is a predicted model, not a curated record. Gene Ontology annotation, biological process: protein lipoylation. Bases 1 to 873 code for a protein of 290 amino acids. Lineage: Eukaryota; Fungi; Ascomycota; Eurotiomycetes; Eurotiales; Aspergillaceae.